Messenger RNA from Pogonomyrmex barbatus (red harvester ant), 5166 nucleotides. RefSeq names its product lethal (3) malignant brain tumor (gene l(3)mbt). Gene Ontology annotation, biological process: negative regulation of DNA-templated transcription. Gene Ontology annotation, cellular component: nucleus. NCBI's taxonomy places the organism in Eukaryota, Metazoa, Arthropoda, Insecta, Hymenoptera, Formicidae. The record is from RefSeq and is a predicted model, not a curated record. Gene Ontology annotation, molecular function: histone binding; sequence-specific DNA binding; zinc ion binding.
AGCUGUGGCGUACGGGAGACUUUAGAGCUCGAACGCUCAAAAGAUGCGUAAAGAUUUUUGUUAAAAGUGUUUCAGCGGCUCGGGGAAUCGUUCUCGGAGUUUCCGCGCGGAUAAACGUCGGUCGGAAACGACGACUCGCGCGUACGACGAUGGUCUCGGCCGUAAGAUCGAGCCGUGCGUCCGUUAUUCGCGGCGAAAAGUGCCGUGCGUAACGCGCGUUGCCCCCUUCGAUGAUGAGUGACUCCGUGUGAUGCGCGCGAUGGAUGAUUCCGCGAGCGCGUUUGAAUAGAAAGCCCGCGGCAUCUUCUUCCCGACCGCGACCGCCCGAUCGCCCGGUGGUACGUCGCUCUUGUGCGGUAUGCGCGAGAAUUCGCCUCCGUCAUUUCGCCUACGAUGAAUUUCAAAGCGAGUGACAAGUGACGUUGAAACGUGACUGCCUGUGCACCAACGAUAGUUCGGCGCGCCAUUUAAAAUCGUUCCUCCGAGCGCAUCGGGCGUCUCCGAUGCGACAAUUCACGCGAUAUCACGUCGUCUAGCGAGUGUUCGUCCUUCUCUUUUCACGAACGGGGAAUUUCGAUUCCCCGUGAAUUAUGUAAUCGGCAUGCGACGUGAUAUGCCGAUGAUAAACGCUAUGUCCGCUAGAAUGGAAGAAGAAAUAGUAGUAGACGACAUAGAUGAGAAUAAUACAGUGGAUACACAGCAGACGGAUGACUCGACAACAUCCGUAAUGCCACUGCUAUACAUUCAACAAAAUAAAACUCGUUCUACACAAUCAUCAAAUAUAAAUCAAGCCCUCGUUUCACCUAGUCCUCAAAUCGCUGCUAUUAUUAAUCCAGUUAAUAAUCAGAUUGUAACUGGACAAAAUAAGGUAUUUAUACAAGGACCGACUCAGGUAGCUACAUCUCAAAGUAAACAACACAUUGUAAUUCAUCGACCAAUAAAUACCGUGAGCACUGCAGCAAAUUCGCAGGCUCAGAAACAUAUUUUACUUAGAAAGUCAUCAUCUACAGCUCAGAUAUUGCCUUUGAAUACAACACAAGGAAGUCAAACCAAUGCGCAAGUAGGAAAGCAUACAUUUGCAUAUUUGGGAACCCUUAUUAAACCCAACAAGACACGAGAAUCUGUCGUUAUACCUGCAGGGGCUCUAACACCAACACAGAUAACCAAACCGAAAUUAGUAAUUACUCCCGUAAUAUCUCAAUUAGCCCAAACGUCAACAAGUACUACAAGUGGUUCUCAGAGUCAACCUCCUAAACACAUGGCGAAUUUAAUAUUACCAGUAAAUAUACCCCAGCAAAGUGGUACUACAAAACCUAGUAUGUUUAAUCUAAAAAUUAAUAAUGGUCAACUCAGUACAGAGAGUAAAGGAACCAUAACAGUGUUACGUGAGUCAAAAACGACAAAUUCAACGACACAUCCUCCACCAUUGCAUCCGAUAGCAAAAAUGAGUCUUUUAAAUGCAAAUAAAGGCAAUUCUAAUUCCAUAGACAGUAUAAAAAUUACUGAAAAUCCAGAUUCGGCCGUUAUCACGCCAAUCCCAAAGAAAGAAGACAGUCAACCAGAGAAACGGAAAAAAACUAUUAGCAAUAUAUUACGAGGUUCCACGGAAAAACGGAUGAAGAAGCAAAAUAUUCCAAAAUCUCCUCAAGAUAAUUUGGCUGAUACUAAUUAUGCAUUGAGUAGUCCUGAAUCCGAACAAGAUAAGGAUAAGAAGGCUCAAAAUGAUGAUGAUAUUACAUUGAUUAAAGUUAUUCCUAGUGAAGAUAAAGUUUCAAAACUCAAUACAAAUAUGGAUGACGAUAUAAAGAUAGAAAUAAUUAAAACUCCAAACUGUAAUGUCGAAACAGUGCUAGACAAUAAGAAUGAGACAAAGAGUAAUAAUUGUGAUGAAACAAAAGAUCAAUUGAAUACUUUGAAUCAGACUAACACCAAUUUUGACGCAUCUAAAGUUUUAGACUGGAAAGAUGGUGUUGGUACUUUACCUGGAAGUAAUUUACAGUUUCGUAUGAAUGAAUUCGGUAUUAUGGAAGUAGUCGAUGAAGACGAAAGUAAUAAACAGAAUAAGGAUGGUAUUGGUGACAAAGAGAAUGUAUGUUUAACACAAAAUUCUUCAAAGACUAGCUCAGGAAUCAUUAAUAAUACAAAUAUAGAGAAAAAAGUUGAAGAUAGAAAAUCUAGAUCGGUAAGCGCAGAUACAGUAUAUCAUUGUGAAGCUUGUGGAUGUUAUGGAUUGGCUGCUGAAUUUGAAAGUCCAAUAUCAUGUAGUCCGUCUUGCACAGAAGUAAUAGAAGCUAAAAAACAGCCUGUAAAUCGAAAAGACAAAGAUCUAAAAGAAGUACGUAUGAAAAAGAAACGCAAAAGAUUAUUACAAGAACCACAAUGGUCAAAGGACAUGGAUGAAAGAUCUGAUGAAAAGACACAUGAUAAGAUAAAAUUGGAAAUGGAUGAGGAAAAAGAUGUGUUAGCAAGUAUAGAUGAUGAAAUUCAAGGAGAUUCAUCAGAAUCCAAGUACCCUUGGCAAAGAGGAAAAUUGGGUUUUUCGUGGCCAAAGUAUCUUGAACAUUGUAAAGCAAAAGCUGCGCCUGUUAAAUUAUUCAAAGAUCCUUUUCCCUACACUAAAAAUCAAUUUAGAGUUGGAAUGAAAUUGGAAGGUAUAGAUCCAGAACAUCCUUCUCGGUAUUGUGUUCUAACUAUUGCCGAGGUUGUAGGUUAUCGAAUGCGUUUGCAUUUCGACGGUUAUCCAGAAAAUUAUGAUUUCUGGGUAAACGCAGAUAGCAUGAAUAUAUUUCCUGUCGGUUGGGCUGAGAAAAACGGCAAGAAAUUGAAUCCACCAAAGGGUUACACAUCUGCAAACUUUAAUUGGAAUGCAUAUCUAAAAAUUUGUAAAGCAUCUUUAGCAGCAAAAAAUUUAUUUCCGAAUAAAAAUAUACUUCAAAGUGUCUUUCCCACGGUCUUUCGAGUGGGCAUGAAAUUAGAAGCAGUAGAUAGGAAGCAUUCUUCAUUACUUUGUGUCGCCAGCAUUGCAGGUUUAAUGGACUCUCGAAUAUUAGUCCAUUUUGAUUCUUGGGACGAGGUAUAUGAUUAUUGGGCCGACGCGAGUUCUCCAUAUAUUCAUCCUGUAGGAUGGUCUCAUCAUAAUGGGCGUGUUUUGAUGCCUCCAAAUAAUUAUAAAGAUCCUAAAUCUUUCACUUGGGAUGCAUAUUUGAGAGAAACUGGCUCAGUGGCUGCUCCAGCUAGAGCGUUUAAGCAACGACCACCUUGUGCGUUCAAACGUGGUAUGAAACUGGAAGCUGUGGAUAAGCGGGUCCCACAGUUAAUCAGAGUAGCAACAGUCGAGGAUGUGAAAGAUCACCUAUUGAAAAUAAAAUUCGAUGGCUGGCCUGACAAUCAUGCCUACUGGGUUGAUGAUGAUUCACCUGAUAUUCAUCCAGUAGGUUGGUGUGCGAAAACUGGUCAUCCAUUGGAACCGCCACUUACUCCCGAUAAUCUAAAUGAUCGACCAGAAUGCGGUACAUAUGGCUGUCGAGGUAUAGGACAUGUAAAAGGACCUAAGUUUGCAACGCAUAAUUCAGCAUCUGGUUGUCCAUAUUCUCCUCAAAAUUUAAAUAAAACGGGACAAAUGCCUGAUAGACUCAACUUAGCAAAAAAUCAGGAUUUAAACGAAGCCUAUGAUUUCGAGGAAGAGAUGCAAGAAAAGUUAAAAUUGGAGAAAUCUGAUAGAAUAAAGAUAGAAAAGUCUGAAAAGCCUGAUAAAUCUUUGUUCUCAGAUGAUAUGUUGAUGAUCGACAAGGAGAUUAAACAGGAAGAUGGAGAUUUAUCUGAUAAGAAUGAUAAAUCUGAAAAUAGGUCGGAAAAUUCAGACAAAUCGAACAAAUGCAAGAAUCUGCACAGCGACGGACAAACAGAUGAUGAUGAAGUUUCGAGAAAACGGAAAAAAAGACGCCCAAUUUCGGAGGAACCUUUAUUUACUACCGUUACUAACGUUACGUAUGGUGAUCUACAUUGGAAUACUACCUCAUACGCUGCAAAUAUACCAGUUAAGCAAUUACGUAAAGAAUUGUAUCAGUCUGUAUAUAAUCCGGGAUAUAAUCCUUUGCCGAAUGCACCACAUAUAUGGGCGAAACAUAGUAAUGCCUUAAACAGAGUAGUAUCGAGACAAACGACCAAUCCACGAAGAUGGUCUAAUGAAGAAGUCAUUAAAUUUAUACAAAGUAUGCCUAAUUGUGCAGAAGCUGGUAAUGUUUUUAGGCAACAUAGUAUUGAUGGCGAAGCAUUUUUAAUGUUGACACAAGAAGAUUUGGUAUCAGUACUCCGUCUGCGACUUGGGCCUGCAAUUAAGUUAUAUAAUAGUAUAGUUUUAUUACGUCAAAAAGCAGCAUGAAUUGAAUGCAAACAAAGCAUAUGUCUAUUGACUGGCGAAUGAUGUGGCAGCUAUUAUGAUGAAAUAUCGCCUAUAAUUUAUUUAAUUCAUUAUCAAGGAAAUGUAAUAGAAUUUUUGCCAAUAUCUUUCAAGAUUCUCUUAAAUGGGCAAACAAACAAAAGACGAAUAAAAGGCACAUGCGAGCAAAUACUCGCAAAUGUCUAAUUACACAGUUCUGGAAUAUUUAUCUGAAGUGAUUUCUGUUCGAAUCGUCAAUUGAUAGAUAAUUAUCGCGAAAUUAAGAAUACAUAUACAAUGAAUGCGUUUUUACUAUUUUGUCGAGUAUUUGCAAAAUACAAAAAUUCAGAAUUAUAUGCAUUGUUCCAAGUACUUAUGUCCGAAUGUGACGUAAUUUUUCGUAUAAGAUGAAUAUAUUGAAAAUCAUGUACAAAUGUAAAUAUUUUAAUUAUUAGAUAUUGUAAUAAAAAUACUUAUGCAACCUUUCCACCUAUGCCGAACUAUAUUUUGAAAUUUUCAAACCAAACAUGUAUUCCAAAAUUGUUCCAUCGGAAAUUUGCACUUGUUAAGAUUUUAAUUUUUAUUUUAAACUAUAAUUUACAUUAUAUGUGUGUUGACAAUUUUUGAAAUUUGUUAAGAAUCGCAAUAUAUUCAUAUCUACAAUUUCGGCGCCAUCGUUAUUUUUGUCGCUAAGAAUGAUAUUUUCAUGUAAUUUUGUAAGCAAUUUUAUAUUUGAUUCAAUGAGUAUCGCAAGUUACAUAUCUUCACAUACAUAUAUUUUACACAUA